AAUUUCUUGUAUACAGAGAGUAUAACGUGAAUUACUUGCUACUCGCCUGACACCUGCUGCUUGUUUGUUUUUCCAACCAUGCAAGCCCUUGCCCCACGACUAUCCGGGGCAAGGCCUAAGGUUGGUGCAAGUAGAUUAUGCCGAUGCUCCGCGGUAGGAAUUACGCGCAAGUUUAGCCCCAAUGCAUUGAUUGGCCACGAAGUUUGCUCUGCAGGGCAGACUUCGCAUAGCCAUCAUAGACAGCAACCUCACCAUCGUGGGCGGUUGAUCAGUCAAGCUGUCGCAACUGAAGUGGUAGCCGACGCUGACGACGUCGGAGUGAGCGAAGCGGCCGACGCCAUCAUUCGCUAUGCCAUUAAUUUUGCGCGUGCGUCCGAGACUUACGAAGUGCACUCCUGGAUGGUCCUUCUUGGUAUCUUGAAAUACGAGAGUAGCACAGCGGCGCAGAUCCUUAAGAAGCUGGGGCUUGACGACCUAUAUGGGGCCUGGCACGAAGUGCUGUGGGCGCUGCACGUCUGCGACGGGCUGCAGCCUCGCAGCUUCUGCACCGAGAUCUCCUUCGCCGAUCGUGCAUUCAAGGUGGUCACGGCGGCCUCGGACUUUGCCACUUGGCACGGCAAGGACAAGAUGUACUCCGAAGACGUCCUUAUGGCCCUCGCGGCAGGCGGCGUUCUGGAGGGGCUUUUCCCCGACCUCAACCUCAGCUUUGAGCGUGUGCGGAAGGCGGUGGAGAAGCAGCUAGGGCGACGGUACCAGCUGCCGGACGAGAAGCCAGAUGCGGAGGAGCGGGGGCCUCUGAAAUCCGAGGACGACGUGUCGUUCCUUUGAGGAUUUCCUUGCCGCUAUUCCGCCGCAGGGCCUCCCUGGAGAGGAUCGGCGUGAAGUAGGUUUUCUUCAGACAAGGGGUGGCAGGGUUCAGGGAGUGUACCAGGAACGAAGGCGGCUCAGCAAAGGGGUAGGAGCUUGUGGGUCUUACGUGGGAAAAUAUGGAAGUUACCUCGAAUUCAUCUGGGCAAGGUUUUCGACCAGGUUCUUUACCAGUUUCCUAUCAGCAGGAGGGAAUCAUAUGAGACGCGAUGGCGUUCCUUCUGCUCGUCCAGGACUAGAUGGGGCGCAAUGCGUGUGUAGCUGUUGUAGGUCUGCGAGUGCAUGUGUGUGCGAGCUGUGCAGUUCGCUGUGCACCUAUAGAACGUUUGUUGCGAGGGACAGGAGACGGAAGCAGAUAAGAAGGCAAGGCAUGCCAGUCCCAUUGGAGAGGAUUUGGGCAGGAUUGGGUCCACCGGCUAAGACCCGUUGCGGCCGC
This is a messenger RNA of Volvox carteri f. nagariensis, 1303 nucleotides long. RefSeq lists its product as uncharacterized. Lineage: Eukaryota; Viridiplantae; Chlorophyta; Chlorophyceae; Chlamydomonadales; Volvocaceae. Bases 79 to 828 code for a protein of 249 amino acids. The record is from RefSeq and is a predicted model, not a curated record. The transcript has a single exon.